CAAGCUCCACAUUCAACAAGCUAUUCAAUAUUCAUAGAUCAGAGCAAGAGCAACCAUAAUCUUUGUGAGUGAAGAAUUGAGAAGUGAAGCAAAGUUAGAAAAAUACAGAAUGUAUGUGACUAGGCCUCUUUCACUGUAUAAGAAAUCUGCAGAAGCUCUCUCAUCACCUCCACCUGAAGGCCCCAAUUCUGGUAUACUGGUGAUCCAAGAUGAAGAAUUGGAAACAACCUCUUGUUUGGGGUUGGGACAGUACCAUGAGGUGAAGGCUUUGCCUUUCCCUCAAAAUUUGAACCUUGAGCUGUUCUACAGAUCAGGCAUUUCACUCAACAGAAGCACUCAUUUCCACCAUGUUGCCUUCAUUCCAGUGCUUAAUCAGCCAUUGUCUUCCAACAAAUACUAUGUGAUACACCUUAAUGGCAAGAACAGAGGAGAAGCAUACAUUAAUUCAAAGGAGGAAGAUUUGGACACCUUCUGUUUCUACAAUUCUGUUUCUGAUGCACCCCUUCAUCCCUUGGAUAUCAAUGAUUCACACCAUGAGUUUGAGAUAUUUCCUAGGAGAAGCAAAGUUACUUUCAGGAGUGGUUUCUCAGCUAAAUCUGUUGCUCCAGAUGGAUACCCUCCAAGGUUUUUGAGUACAAGGUGGAAAGUGAGUGCUUCUUCAACUUCAAGUGAUUUUAAUCUGGGAGAAGCAUCAGGUGUGAAUGAUGACCUCCGUGCAAGCCAGCCAGAGUUCAAAUUCUCCUUAGCUAGUACAAGUUCAGAAACUGUGGCUGUUGGAAAAUGGUACUGCCCCUUCAUGUUUAUCAAGGAAGGAACUCACAGAACAUUGAAAGAUGAAAUGAGGAAAUCUAUGUUUUAUGAGAUGACACUUGAGCAGAAAUGGGAGCAAGUAUUUUCAUGUGAGAAUGAUAAUAGAAUGGGAAAUGUUGUGAAUGUGGAUGCUGUUGUUCAAAAGGAAGUGGUGGUGAUUGCUGGCUGGGAAGCUGUAAUGGACAGGAUGGAUGUUGCUGAGGGUCUUUUGUGGUUUAAUAGUUUCAACAAUGUUGGAGAGAAGAACAGUGUGGGACUGAGCACUGCAAUAGUUGAGAGAAUGAAGUGGGAACAGGAAAGAGUUGGGUGGAUUGGAGGGAAAGAAAACCAGGUUAGAGUAGUGAAAUCUUUUGAAGGGACUAAUGGAUGGAAGAAAUUUGGAUGCUAUGUUUUGGUUGAGAGUUUUGUUGUAAAGAGAUUGGAUGGAAGCAUAGUGCUUAACUAUGCUUUCAAACACUCUCAUCAACUUAGAAGCAAAUGGGAAUGAAAAUUUCUGGUGUUGGUUUACACCAAGACAAAUUCAUCCUGUUAUGUUUUCAAGUGUAUAUGACAAGGUCUAUGAGAAUAGGAAAUGCCUAGUCUUGUAACCUACUUAUUCAAUUUUGUCAAGAAGAAAUUUUUUCCAUUCUUUCA
Lotus japonicus is the source of this 1443-nucleotide messenger RNA. RefSeq lists its product as uncharacterized. The transcript has 2 exons. The coding region runs from base 110 to 1297 and encodes 395 amino acids. NCBI's taxonomy places the organism in Eukaryota, Viridiplantae, Streptophyta, Magnoliopsida, Fabales, Fabaceae. The record is from RefSeq and is a predicted model, not a curated record.